Acanthaster planci (crown-of-thorns starfish) is the source of this 1951-nucleotide messenger RNA. Its product is annotated as tRNA-specific adenosine-34 deaminase regulatory subunit adat3-like. The record is from RefSeq and is a predicted model, not a curated record. Gene Ontology annotation, molecular function: tRNA-specific adenosine-34 deaminase activity. Gene Ontology annotation, cellular component: nucleus; cytoplasm. Gene Ontology annotation, biological process: tRNA wobble adenosine to inosine editing. Lineage: Eukaryota; Metazoa; Echinodermata; Asteroidea; Valvatida; Acanthasteridae.
GUGUAGCGAGAAAAUGAACAAAUGAACCUUCAAAAUAGCUGGAAGUGUUUUGAGAUGUCUAAGAAGCGAAAAAUUGAUAAGUUUUACUGUUAUCCAACAGCAGAAGUAACCUCUCCUAAUGCUUGCCGUGACGAGCAUUCGCUGACUUGCACUCCUAUACCAGUUCUCUCAAGUGAUGUAACAUCAGUCGACUUCGUGAAGGUUUAUGCUGCACCAAUUUUGGAUCCAAAGACAACUUCAAGAAUCAUCAGAGAUCUUCAAAGUGUCUUCCCACUGACUGCACUACCACAUGUCAAGCGAGUGCGGAAAAUUACUAAAGACAAACCACAAUUGGGAGGAGGUAGUCUGGAAGUGAUCCUUUGUCUGGUCAAAGACGUGGAAACGUCCAGCUCUCCUGCAUCGUUGUCUGACAUCUUCAGUGGCAGGCCCAGCACUUGCCAAGAUGGCUUGGGGCUGGGGCAACCCUUUGUCGCCAUGGUAUCCAAGACAGCACCCAUCACCAGGCAACAGUUUGAGGAGGCCUCCCGAGAGUGGCCAGUAGUCUUCCAUCAGAACAAACAGCUCAGUCAGGUCGUAAGCGGUCAAGUCUUCACGGACGUGGACAAAGAGAGGAUCGCCAGCCACAUGAUGGACGCAGUAGGGGCAGCGAGGGAUGGCCUUCAUCGGGGAAUGGAACCCAUCGGUGCAGUCAUAGUGGAUCCCGCGACUGACACCGUAUUAGCUUCCUGCUAUGACCUUCGUCACCUCAGUUAUAGCCCCUUGAAGCAUGCCGUCAUGGUUUGCAUCGACCUAGUGGCACAUGGUCAGAGGGGAGGGGCAUGGGAGGUCAAAGCACCAGGACAUUACUUCAUGACCCAUGAGAUUGACACAGGUGAUACAGCUGCUCAACAAAUAGAUACGAACACAGUGUCGACUGACAGUAGCAGGGAUCCCAGUGUGUUGUCUGUCAAAGGCUCACUGGUAUAUCCUGGGGCCAGCAGGGAGCCACCAGACAUUACAGACGAGACCGACAAAAUUGGGAUUCAAACUCCAGACUGUGUAGAUAAGACUCCUAGGGAAGGAAGUGCUAAUCCGUCCAGGGGGGAUAAUGGAAGGAUUUUAUCACCAUGCUGUGUUGAUGACCGCACGGAUAGGAAUGAAGCAGCGGGAUUAGCUCGGCAGUCUGGCGAUCAUGGCUCAUCAGGGAUCUCUAAGCCACAGGGGCCCUAUCUUUGUACAGGUUAUGAUCUGUACAUCACACGGGAACCAUGUGUCAUGUGUGCUAUGGCCUUGGUGCAUAGUCGGAUCAGGCGAGUGUUCUACGGCGUCAGCCAUCCCGAGGGAGCGUUGGGCAGCAAGUACCUGAUCCACUGCCAGAAGGGUCUCAACCAUCACUUUGACGUCUACCGGGGCGUUCAGGAGGAGGACUGUCGGCAGUUAUGCAAUGCACACAGCUGACGUCAAAUCAGAUCCAUGAACAAGCUUUGGCCAUCUUUAAACUUAUUGAUCCACUGCUUACAACAAACCUACUGAAUCAGCUAAUCAGUCAAGUUUCAAUGAACUUUCAAAAUCGAUUUUUAUUAAAAUCACUUCAAUGGUCCAGAUCUCUUUUUUAAAUCCAGGUUUUUAUUAUUUCCAGUUAACAAGUCGUGAUUAAACAUGAUCACUUGAAAUCUCUGAAACUGGUUGGAGACAUUGAUAAUUCUGUGUUCAACAUUGACUAAACUGCUUUAACAAAAGGCAAAACUUUCUUUGAAUUAAAAAAAUCCAAGUAUAUUACACUCAUUACAAUUGUACUUUCAGCCAAAAAGCAAUUGCUCGUUGUGAUGGCAUCUGAAAAGACCAAUGACAGUCUCAGCAGUGCUGAGGUUUAAAAUAAUGGUGCCCAUCAGAACAAAAGGCAAUUGUCUUUGUUACACAGUGGAACUGUAGUGGUUAUUGUCAUGAAAUUAAAAUAAAAGGACGAAUUUUA